Molecule: messenger RNA, 3870 nt
Organism: Cephus cinctus (wheat stem sawfly)
Lineage: Eukaryota; Metazoa; Arthropoda; Insecta; Hymenoptera; Cephidae
Gene: stai
Product: calponin homology domain-containing protein DDB_G0272472
Exons: 7
Coding region: 196-1278 (360 amino acids)
Biological process (GO): neuron projection development; microtubule depolymerization; regulation of microtubule polymerization or depolymerization
Cellular component (GO): neuron projection; cytoplasm
Molecular function (GO): tubulin binding
Source: RefSeq, a predicted model, not a curated record
UCGAAUCAGUCGCCCUCCAGCCACCGCCCCAGAUACGAGUAAAACAUUUCCCUGGUCCUCCCUUUUUUCGCACGGCUACGUCGAAUACGCUUUCCGGAUUCCUUGAAGGAAACUUCGCAAGAAGAUCAUCGUCUUCGUUUCGCAUACGAUAUCUUAUCAGAUUUUUUAAAUUGGCUUAUUAAUUCAUCAACCAAGAUGCUCAUCAGUCUUGUUCGCGAUUCCGUGUUGCAGUGUUUCUGUCAUAGCUGCAAAGCACCUAUCGGUCUUGUCGCGGCGCAAAGGAGAGGCAUGGCACCCAUGAAGAAGCCCAGCGGUAAGGGGAAGCCGCGAACUAAACAGCCGAAAAAAGUGAAAUUCAUCACGACGGAAAUUCGAUGCCAGGAGAAAUCAAAGGGUGGACUCUGCUAUGAAGUUAUUCUUGCUGAACCUACCGUGCCUAAGAGGGCACCGUCGCCACCCCAGCCAAGUCCUACCCAACAAUCAGCUAUUGAAGAUAAGCUCAGGGCGGCUGAAGAGAGAAGACUUUCUCUGGAAGCUCACAAGCUUGCUGCUCUUGCUGCUAAGCUCAGCAAGAUUGAGGAGGUUUCACGUAAGAAGGAUCUUCUCAGCGUGGCUUUCAUAACAGCUACUCGUGAGUCUUUGGAUGCCAAGAUGAAUAACACUGAGGAGAAGCGAGAGGCUCACAUUGCUGAGCUCAAAGGAAAGCUGAAGGAACACCUGGAAAGUGUUGAGAAGACUCGUCUAAGUCUGGAGCAGCAGACUGAAGAAGUACGUAGCGCUGUGGAAGAGAAGCUGAAGACUGCAGCUGCUCAGCGCGAUGAGAACAUCAAAAAAAUGCUGGAUCGUCUCAAGGAACACGAAGAACAAGUAGCUCGCGUACGUAGCGGUAUGACCGAACGUGUCCAACAGCUGGAGACCCAAAUCCAGGGUAAAUUGGACCAGGCUCGUGAACGUCGCGAGACCAUUGAACGUGAGCAAAAGGAAAAGCUCCGUAACCACAACACGGUGAAGAUAGCGAAAGCUGCGAAGAUGCGCGAGAUGGCGGAUGUGUGCGCCAUGAAGGAGCUCGAAGCGAAAAAACGCGAGUUCGACAUGAGGGUGACCACUGCCGAACUGAACCGACAGCGGGAGAUUCAGCGUCGCGUGCAGGCUAUUCGCCAGCAUGAGAGACGCGCCGAGAUUGUGAGACAGAACAAAGCAGCCCUGGCCAGCCAGGAAAUAAAGUCCGAGGAGCAAACCGCAUUGCCAGUGGAGAACGAGACUGCCAGCUCAGGCUAAGCUGCUAUCAGCAAGUCCAUCUAAAAAAAAAAAAAUAAUCUCUCGAUCUUCUUACACUUAACUUUGGUCGCAGCGUCCAGGGAUUAGUGUAAGGCGUUACGUACGUCGUGCGUUACGAAUUUCUUGCGAUAGAAAACGGCUUUUGGUGUUACCACCUCGGGUCGCGUGGUUCGCUUUCCUUUUUAUUUUUCUUCAAUAAGAUGAAGGACUCCAAAAACGGCUUCUCAAAAGAAACAAAAUCUUGGAACGGAUUGUCUAGACUUAUGGGGUAAAGCGGAGUUGUAUUUAGACAGAGAGGUGGGAAGAAGUCACUACGUUAUGAUAAAUGGAAUUUCGUGCUUGCCAUUAAGUUUCUGCCUUGCGAGAAGAUGUACGUUCGCGAAGAAGUACAAUAAGGAAAACUAAUUAUAAUAUAUGAAAGAUUCACUAAAAUAAUCAUACACGUACAUACUGCCUUCUCGUAACGUUCUCUUUGCACAGAAGACUUUACAUGAUGCGAUCGGAAAACGCACUGCCGAACGUUCAUCCUCGUUCUUGAUACUCAAAUUACAGAUCCACGCGACUUAUUUUAGAAUAACGAUGUCACGAGAGCCGUUGAAGGUCUCGAUACAUCGUUAAUUUUGCUUUUUGCGAGUCAUAAUAGAAGUAAAAAAGGAAAUGCGUUGCUGGUAACGAUAUCUCACUGAACGGUUUUUUUUUGAGAGGGGGAUCAAGCGUGAUUUUUAUGUUUAUGAUGUAAAGUGUUUGAGCAUCGAUUCUUCUCAUUCAAACACUACUAUUAUUACUACUGAAUUCGUUUUUUGUUUUGUAAUAUGUAUAACUUUUCACGCAGUUUUAUCGAAGACUAUUUUUUGUAUUGUCAUCAAGGUUUUAUUUUUAUUUUUUUCUCUUGGUAACCGUGAUAUCAUUAUCUCUAUGAUUAGUCUAUUGUGAUGUCGGCUUUGGGGGUGAGAAUUUUUAACGGCGGGGGGACUCGAAUGAAUCCAGGAGAUUCGCGGAGGAUUGGUCAUGGGUGAUCUUUCAUCGGGCGAUAAAGUAAAUUCUUGUUUCGGGACCGAUCGACUAUUCUUAUUUUUAUUUUACUUUUUAUAUCAUCGGUCUCGGCUAUUGCACAAUUUCUCCGCGGCGCUACUGUUCGAUUCGAUAGCGUAAAGGAUAGUUUACUUACCGCUACAAUUAGAUCUUAAGAGACAAGUAACACGAUAAUAUGAAUGUGUAUGUAUAUGAGUGAAUAUAUAUAUUUGUUUAUAUGUCAUAUCAGUGUUCACUGAGUAUGCAGCAUACACACAUGGCACAGCAUAUGGUAUGUGCUAUAUAUAUAUACAUAUAUAUAUACACGUAUAUAUGUACACAUAUGAAUAUAAAUAUUAUAUAGUGCUUUAUACUAGGCUUGAGAACUUUGAAACCAUUUUGUACUCGAUCAUUGUAAUAAUACUGCGCUAACUGAGAAAAAAGGUACGAAUAUGUAGUCUAAUUAUAUAUGAUAAUACGAUGCUUUUAUGAUGACUUCAAUAUUUGUUGAUAUGUCUAGUUAUAUCUAUGAGAGAAUUCUGAUACGUUUUGUGCUCGAAUCGCCACACCGUGACUACAAAAAAAGAGAAAGAGAGCAAAAGAAUAGAGAAUCAUUCCCAACCAGAGAAAGAACGCAUGAGGAUCUGUGCGAUAUUUUAUUUUCCAUGGUUUCAAUGAAAUCUGUACGUUAAUUCAGUGGCCAUGAAAGAAAAAGAUCUUUGGCUCUAGUUACGGUCGCGUCGUGUAAAAACGUAGGGAUGAUGAAGCAACAAUGACGUAUCAGUGAAGCUGCUGAUUAUUAUCACAAGGAGAUCUUAGACAUUCAGGCUAAACGUAAACGUAUUGAAAAAAAAAACAAUGAUCAAAGAUGCAAGAGUAAUACUGUGGGGAAACUGAUGAAAAAUUACAUGGCUACUGGCAAAAAAGAGAUAAAUGAAAUUAAGUAACGGAGAGAAUGCCGAUGGGGAAGGAAAAGUGGAUGGAUGCUAGUAUGAAAUAGAAAUUUUAUGACGAUCAAAAAUGGUAGCGCGCGAGCUCCCUAGCGUUUUCAUUUUACGGUUGGAUUAUGCGAUCGAAUUAUCGUUAUUUCUUUAUUCGUGAUUCGAUCAACCGUGGCUAAAAGAUGUGAGCAUAAUCGAUCGUAAUUAUUUAAAUUAUACCUACAAUAACCGAGUAUCUUGGAGGCGUUUGAGGCACGUGUGUGUGACUUUUCUUGAAAUUGCGAUAUGUAUCGGAUAAUGUCUAUUUUUGCAUAAUUGUUGUGAUCUUUUGCAAAACGUAUCUCGUAUAAUUAUUAUAUAGGUGCCGGAAGUAUGUAAUUAAUUAUUGUCUCUUCUCGCUUUACGUUUCCACACGACCUAUACAUAUGUUCAUAUAUAUAUAUAGAUAUAUGUAUACGUACGUUUAUACAGAUUUUCACGCAAUGAUGAUAAAUGAUGAUGAUCAUAUAUGGUUGCAUUGUACGUAUGGUUUCUCGUGAGCUUUGGUAUUGUCUUAGUGGAACAGAGUAAUCGAAAUGAUUCGAACAGUUUAUUGCGGGAAAGUAAAUGCAAAUAAAUACACGUUCGUAUAAAAAAAAGA